UCCCUCUCAUACACACACACACACACACACACACAGAGCAGCGUAGAGCGCAUGAGUCCAGCGGACAUCUUUAUAACUUGUUGAGGAGAGAAGGAGAGAGGAAGCAGCGGACAGGAGAGGAGUCGACAUGGGGACGAAGCUGUGGAUCUAAAGGAGGUGAAAUGUUCUGCGUGCUGCUGCUGUGGAGCUGCGUGCUGUCCGCGGCGCACGGCUCUCCUCUACUACUCUUUGCAAACCGGCGUGACGUGCGACUCGUGGAUGCGGAUGGCGUGCGGGGCGAGUCGGCCAUUGUUGUCAGCGACCUGGAGGACGCAGCGGCCGUGGACUUCCUGUACUCUGAGGGUCUGAUAUUCUGGACGGAUGUCAGCGAGGAGGCGAUCAAACAGACGCACUGGAACCAGUCGUCAAACUCUCUUAAAGAGGCUCUGGGGACAGGUCAGACUGUGGUGGUCUCAGGUCUGGACAGUCCUGACGGGCUGGCCUGUGAUUGGUUGGGUCGAAAGCUCUACUGGACGGACUCAGAGACCAAUCGGAUCGAAGUGGCCAACCUGGACGGCUCCUCUAGGAAGGUCCUGUUCUGGAUGGACCUGGACCAGCCGAGGGCGAUCGCUCUCAACCCGGCUCAACGUUACAUGUACUGGACAGACUGGGGGGAGGAGCCGAGGAUAGAGCGAGCCGGGAUGGACGGCAGCAACAGAAAAGUGAUCGUGGACGCAGACAUUUACUGGCCCAAUGGUCUGACCAUCGACCUGCGGGAACAGAAGCUGUACUGGGCCGACGCCAAACUCAGCUUCAUCCACAGAGCCAACCUGGACGGAUCAGCACGAGAGACGGUGGUGGAGGGGACGCUGACACAUCCCUUCGCCCUGACGCUGUCCGAGGAGACCCUGUACUGGACCGACUGGCAGACCCGCUCCAUCCACGCCUGCAACAAAAACAGCGGAGACAAAACCAGAGAGAUUCUCAACGGGAUCUACUCCCCGAUGGACAUCCAGGUCCUGGAGUCACACAGACAGCCGUUCAUCCGAACUCCCUGCAGUGACAACAACGGAGGCUGCAGCCAUCUGUGCCUCCUCUCCCCGCUGACGCCUUUCUACAGCUGCGCCUGCCCCACCGGAGUGCAGCUGAAAGAGGACGGGAAGACCUGCAAACCAGGAGCAGAGCAGGUUUUGCUGCUGGCUCGACGGACUGACCUGAGAAGAAUCUCCCUGGACCUGCCAGACUUCACCGACAUAGUCCUACAGGUUGAUGACAUUCGCCACGCCAUAGCCAUCGACUAUGACCCUGUAGAGGGCUACGUCUACUGGACAGACGAUGAGGUUCGAGCCAUCAGGAGAUCCCUCAUUGAUGGCAGCAACGCCAUGAUGCUGGUUACCACGGAGAUCAACCACCCAGAUGGGAUUGCUGUGGACUGGGUUGCCAGAAAUCUGUACUGGACUGACACUGGAACGGACCGUAUAGAGGUGACCAGGCUGAAUGGAACCUCCCGGAAAAUUUUGAUUUCUGAGAACCUGGAUGAACCCAGAGCCAUCGUCCUGGACCCCGUUAAUGGCUUCAUGUACUGGACAGACUGGGGCGAGCAUCCAAAGAUCGAGCGGGCAAACCUGGACGGGAUGGACCGGGUGGUUCUGCUCAACAGCUCUCUGGGCUGGCCGAACGGACUCGCCAUCGAUCACAAUGCAGGGAAACUGUACUGGGGAGACGCUAAGACGGACAAGAUAGAGAUGAUAAACGUGGACGGCAGUAACAGGCAGACUCUGCUGGAGGACAAGCUGCCUCACAUCUUCGGUUUCACUCUGCUCGGAGACUUCAUCUACUGGACCGACUGGCAGCGGCGCAGCAUCGAGAGGGUCCACAAAGCCACGGCGGUCCGAGAGAUCAUCAUCGACCAGCUGCCCGACCUCAUGGGGCUGAAGGCCACUAAAGUGACGGAGACUUACGGUACAAACGGCUGUGCAGUGGAUAACGGCGGGUGCAGCCAUCUUUGUUUCUGGUGUCGGCAGGCGGUCAGCUGUGCGUGUCCAAUGGGGAUGGAGCUGCUGUCAGACCUGCAGACCUGCGUGGUGCCUGAAGCCUUCCUGCUCUUUACCAACAGGGACAACAUCCGCAGCAUCUCUCUGGGUACAAACAGUAACGACGUGGCGAUCCCUCUGAGCGGCGUGAAAGAGGCGUCCGCUCUCGACUUCGACGUGUCAGAGAGGAGGAUUUAUUGGACGGACAUUCAGGCCAAGACGAUCAGCCGGGCGUACAUGAACGGCAGCUCUGUGGAGCACGUCAUAGAGUUUGGACUCGACUACCCAGAAGGCAUGGCGGUCGACUGGAUGGGUCGCAACAUCUACUGGGCCGACACGGGCACGAACCGCAUCGAGGUGGCCCGGCUGGACGGUCAGCAUCGACAGGUUCUGGUCUGCAAGGACCUGGAUAACCCUCGCUCGCUGGACAACCCUCGCUCCCUGGCUCUGGACCCCGCCAACGGAUUCAUGUACUGGACCGAGUGGGGGGGGCGGCCUCGCAUCGCCCGGGCCUACAUGGACGGCAGCACCACAAACACCCUGGUGGACAAAGUGGGCCGGGCCAACGGACUGACCAUCGACUACGUAGACCACCGACUGUACUGGACCGACCUGGACACGUGCAUGAUCGAGAGCACCAACAUGCAAGGCCUGCAGAGGGAGAUCAUCGUGGACGACCUGCCUCACCCCUUCGGUCUCACUCAGUACCGAGACUUCAUCUACUGGACCGACUUCAACCUGCGCAGCAUCGAGCGUGCGGACAAGCGCAGCGGACUCAACCGCACCGUGGUGCUGCAGGGCCAGCUGGAGCUCAUGCUCGACAUCCUCGUGUUCCACUCGUCCCGUCAGGAGGGAACCAACGAGUGUUCCCAUAGCAACGGAAACUGCGCCCACCUGUGCCUGGCCACGCCCGCUGGUGCUCAGUGUCGCUGCGCCUCCCACUACACUCUGAACUCGGAUGGACGAAACUGCAGCUCUCCCUCCAGCUUCCUGCUCUUCAGCCAGAAGGCGAGUAUCAGCCGGAUGGUUCUGGGCGAGCAGAGUCCCGACAUCAUCCUGCCCAUCCACGUCCUGAGGAAUGUCCGCGCCGUCAACUACGACCCGCUGGACCGGCUGGUGUACUGGCUGGACGGCCGGCAGAACAUCCGCCGGGCGAGAGACGACGGCGCCAUGUCCUCCAUGAUCGUCAGCAGCAGCGUUCAGGACAACCAGCUCCACGACCUCAGCCUGGACCCCUACAGCCGCCAUCUCUACUGGACCUGUGAGACUACCAACACCAUCAAUGUGCAGCGCAUGGACGGACACACGGUGGGCGUGGUCCUGAAGGACGACACGGACAAACCGCGAGCCAUCGUGGUCAAUGCCGAGAAAGGGUACAUGUACUUCACCACAGUUCAGGAGCGCUCGGCUAAGAUCGAGGGAGCGAGUCUGGACGGGACGGAGAGAGAGUCUCUGUUCACCACGGGACUCAUCCGACCCGUCGCCCUCGCUCUUGACAACAAACUGGGGAAACUGUUCUGGGUGGACGGAGACCUCAAACGCAUCGAGAGCAGCGACCUGACAGGAGCCAAUCGCAUCGUCCUCCAGGACUCCAACAUCCUGCAGCCGAUGGGUCUGACCAUCCUGGGAGAUCACCUGUACUGGAUCGACCGGCAGCAGCAGAUGAUCGAGAGGGUGGACAAACUGACCGGGGACGGACGCACGCGCAUCCAGGGACGGAUCUCAUACCUGACCUCCGUCCACGCUGUGGACGAGAUGGAUCCUCAGGAGUUCGCAUCACAUCCUUGUUCCCGUGACAACGGCGGCUGCUCUCACAUCUGCAUCGCCAAAGGAGACGGCACGCCUCGAUGCAGCUGUCCCAUGCACCUGGUGUUACUGCAGGACCUGCUGCACUGUGGAGAGCCUCCCACCUGCUCCACAGAGCAGUUCACCUGCACCACGGGCGAGAUCGACUGCAUCCCCAUGGCGUGGCGCUGUGACGGUUUCGCUGAAUGCGAUGACAGCAGCGACGAGGAGAACUGUCCCGUCUGCUCUGCGUUUCAGUUCCAGUGUGAUAAAGGCGGCUGCAUCGAGGCUCAGCGCCGCUGCAACGGAGAACCCGACUGUGCCGACCACUCAGACGAGCAGGACUGUGAGACCAUAUGUCCUCCCAAUCAGUUCCGCUGUGGAGACAAUCAGUGCAUCACCAAGAAACAGCAGUGUGACAACUACUCCGACUGUCCUGACGGCUCCGAUGAGCUCGCCUGCGAGUUUGUGUCUCCUCCAUCCAGCGGCAUCCCGAACACCGGUCCAAACACCGUCGGCCCCGUCAUCGCCAUCAUCCUGCUCGUCUUUGUGAUAGGCGGGGCUUAUUUUGUGUGCCAGCGGGUGGUGUGUCGACGCUACAAGGGCCCCAGUGGGACUUUUCCUCACGAGUACAUCAGUGGAACGCCGCACGUUCCCCUCAACUUCAUCGCCCCGAGCAGCUCGCAGCACGGCACCUUCCAAGGUAUUUCCUGUGGGAAGUCCAUGAUGAGCUCGGUCAGCCUGAUGGGCAGCAGCAGCAGCGGAGCACCGCUCUACGACAGGAACCAUGUGACCGGAGCCUCGUCCAGCAGCUCCUCAUCCACCAAGGGAGCCUUCUACCCUCAGAUCCUGAACCCUCCUCCGUCCCCGGCCACAGACCGCUCUCUCUACAACGCAGAGAUCUUCUACUCCUCCAACAGUCCCUCCACCACCAGAUCAUACAGACCGUAUCAUCCCGUCAGAGGAGCAGCCCCGCCCACAACGCCCUGCAGCACGGACGUCUGCGACAGCGACUACACCCCCCACCACCUGCCAGCCGGGCUGGCAUCGUCGGCGGGCCGCUGGAAGGCUGUGGGCCACGGGGGCCACGGCAAACACAACAAGUACUACAUGGACCUCAAUUCAGACUCGGACCCGUACCCUCCACCCCCCACCCCCCGCUCACAGUACCUGUCAGCCGAGGAGAGCUGCCCCCCCUCCCCCUCUACCGAGCGCUCAUACUUCCACCUGUGCCCUCCUCCGCCGUCACCCUGCACCGACUCCUCGUGACCCUCCAACGGCCCCAGAGUCCUGUGAAGAGGGCCAGAGGGGCGGGGGGGGUGGUCUGGUCCGGCUCACCUUUACAGGUAACAAACUCGUGCCAACAUUCAGCUCAGACUGACUCAGACCUGCUGGCCCAGAUCCCGUGCAACAGGUCCCACACCUGUCUCAUCAUUCCAGUCGUCCUGCAGCUCUCAGGGUGACCUUCAUCACAUCAGUCUGUCGCCAGGUGUUCACUCAGGUGUUCACUCAGGUGUUCACCCAGGUGUUCACUCAGGUGUUGUUCACUCUCACAGGACGGAGAGGACGAGUGAGCACAGCCAGCUGCUCCCUCUUUAACCUUCAUUCCUUCCUCUGCUGGGCCACCAAUCUGUCCAAUCCCGAGCCAGAAUCCUUCCCUCUGAACUCCUCGACAUGUUCAUGAACUCAGACUGAGCGGUGUGUGUUGAUGUGUGCCGACGGUUCAUCCCAUCCUUCCUCGCUGCGUCCUUGUUGGCAGGACUGUACAUAGUGUUAAGAUAAUGAAGAGAAAGAAUCAGAGAGGAAUUAUUUUAGUGUUUGUUCACGCUGGCUGAUCCUCCGCUCCUCACAAACAGAGGACGUGUGGGCGGUGGAGCGAGGAGCGAGCCGUGGAUGUUUCACUUGAUGUAGGACAUUAGAUGAAUUCUCAGACGAUGACUGAAUGAAUGUCAAUGAAUAAAUGAAUGAAUGAAUGAGUGGGGGGAAAAGGGCCACGAUCAAAGCAAGGCGGGGCUGAAAAUAUGAUCACAAUAUUUUUUCUAUAAUGAUCAAUAUUGAUAUUUAUCUCAAUGUAAUGAUUUGAUAAUGUUGCCAGUUUGAAGAGUAUCCCGGGACGGUGGACGCCUGAAGAAACCACUUUCACUAAGAAUGAACAAAAACAACGGGUGCCUCACUUUUGAUCACAGGCUUCCUAAGGCUGUUUUUUAUCUUAAAGAUCAUGAAAACAGAUUUAAAAACCACAGAAGGAUGCCGUGUCAGAGGAGAAAUUCUGGGUUUGUCAAACACUUGUUAGAGAACACAGUAAGGGGCUGAGAGCCAAGCUGCUGCUAAUGAUGUUAGCUCAGUCAUAAGGUUAAAAUCCCUUAGUGUUCUUAGCUCACGAGGUUGAUACUGUUAGCGACAAUAUCAGCAGAAGUGUCAAAAACAAACAGAGCCAGUGAUAAAAGAUAAAAGCCAGUAAAACCUUGAUAAAGCUACGUUUUGUUUUCCAAAUGCAUUCUGGCAAAGCUGCAGCCGAGCUGCAGCUAACGUCAGCUGUUUCUCUGAUAGCUUAAGACCCUUUGAUGACUAAAAUCCUUCAUUCAAUUAGAAUGUAAAGUGAAGAAAAAAAACACUAGAUCAAACUGUUUCACCUAAAAGAGUAUGUCUGCCCGACCCUUUUUUGCGGACACAGCAGGAGUCCGAGAGCCAAACUGCUGCAAAUGACAAUAGCUCCGUUUUAUGGUUAAGGUUUCUUCAUUGAGGUUUUUACUUUUAGCCGAAUUGUCCGAGGAAGUGUCCUCCUGUCCAAAACAAAUAGAGCCAGUUUUAAAAGCCAGUAAAAGUCUAAUAAAUCAGUGUCAUCUUUUUUUAAUGGACUUUGUGGACCGCUAGCUGAGCUGCACUUAACUUUAGCUCAGCUUGUUCUCUGAUGGUUUCAGACUCUUUCAUCCAGUUAAAAAAGUUACGCACUGCAAAAAAAAGAUCCUGUAUAAAUGUUUCGCUGUCCGAUGUGCGAGCUUAAAACCUACACACUGAUUGGCUGUUGUUGCGUUCACUUCCACUGUGACGGGAAUUCAGAUGUUUCUCUAUUCAGUAAAAAUAUCCUCAUGAAGUUAAUCACGAUUCUGUACGGAAAACGUUUUAGCGCCCGCGCCCCAAACAAAGAGAAGUUUUUUUUUUUUUUUUUUAAAGUGCCCCUCACAUUUCAAACUGGGAUUUCUUCUGUGGUUAAAUGUUGAACCUUAUGAGGUGGUCGAGCUUUUCAACACAAACACGUCUCCUAACAUACCAAAUGACAUGUAAAGCUAUUGUACAUACGUGUAAUGAAGUCAGUGAUCUGAAUCUGAACCUCUUCCAUCAUUCACCUUCGUCUUCCCGUUUACCAAAAGUCUGUUUGCUGCUAUCGUGUACAUACUCUAUGACGAUUACACAGAGAGACCCAAAUGACCACGUUCAUACUGACCAUAGAUCAUGAAGCUAUUUUACACUUAAUAACAGAUUAUUCUUAUAGCAACUUUUUUGUAUUUCUGUUUGUGUGUAGAUCAUUUUGUGUGUUUCUGUGUCAUGUUCGUAGGUUUGAAGGAGUUUGUAAGAAAUGGGUUUAAAGAGUUCCCGCCGAGACGUUCCCACGCUGUCCGUAAAUCUCAGAUAUUUCCUCAACAGAAAAAAAAAAGCUGGAGAAGAUUAAACUCAUCAAUCUUUAUUUGUAAAGCGCCAAUUCAUAACAAGAGUUACCUCGAGACUUAAAGAUCAGAUGUGAUAAUAUGCAGGAAGGAUUCCUCCUUUGUAUUCCUCUCGUUCAUGUUGUCCGCACUUCCUCCCCGCUGAGGUCAGAGGUCGUGCAGGAAUGAGGACGGAGGUGGUUGAGCGGACGACAUAGUCUGAUGGUGGACGCUGGGCGUCAGGGAUGUCGGGUGGUAGCAGUGACAGAUCGCCUCGCUGUAGGUUGUUGGAGCUCCGUCUACUGGAAAGCCGGGCUGCUGCUGCCGGGACGAGGCCCUGGAGGGGGGAUGUACUCAGACUUGAUGAAAGGUUAAUUUACUCUCAGGUGACGGCUUCACUGCGUCCUACGGAAGAGGAUUAGGGCAACUGAAAAAAAGAAAAUUUGGUUUCUGAUUUUAUUUUUUUUUACGCUGAAGCCUUCAGUUUGUCAGGUGCAGCAGCUCACCUGAGUGACUGCACUUAUCUAUCGCCUUAUUGGUCUUCUGAAUUUACAUAUCAACAUUCACCCAGAGAUGAUUCUCUCACACUCAGCUGUGCCUUCAGGAGCAUUUUAGACAAGUCCAGUUCAGCAUCAAACCACCGACUGCGUGUUUGCUGAACCUCCGGCCUUAUUUAGGACAAAGUUUGGGCCUUAGAGUUUUAAAAUCUCGUCCUGCGUUUCAUCCGGCUCACAGGAAGUAGACUGCUCUCAUCGACCUGACAUCAGCUUCCUGUUUCAGACGUCGCUGUCCUCCAGGGUUUGAACGUCUCCAGCGCUACAUUAACCAGCAGCAGCUCUGAUGCUGAUAAAGGUGUCGGCCGUGCGUUAAGGCAGACCUGUUUCUAUCAUAAAGACGUACAUCUCUUUGUGUUUAAUGUCGGGUUUCCUGUGUUCCCGCCGGGCGCCACUCCUUAAAAAAACAACCAAAUUUAUGUAUGCACUUAAAGAAAAGGGAUCGAGAAUAAACGAGCGUGUUUGAGAAGGAAGGAGAAUAUGUUGGUUGUAGAGUUUUAGUCGACUGUUAGUGUGUCUCGAUCCUCCACCAGGAAUCAGUGUGUGUGUCAGCGUGGUUGUUUUUCCGUUUCCGUGGGAACUCUUUGCCUUGUCCGUAUUUCAGGCCGCCGGCCUCGCCUCAAACCACUGUGUCAGUAAAACUCCUUAAAACCUGUUUUUUGUCGUCUCAGCUAAAAAUGCUUUGUGUAAUUCACACGUGACAAAUUUUUGUAUCAAAAGCAUUUUUAUAUAAUAAAGGUUCUAUUUUAAGGAA
Molecule: messenger RNA, 8749 nt
Organism: Labrus mixtus (cuckoo wrasse)
Lineage: Eukaryota; Metazoa; Chordata; Actinopteri; Labriformes; Labridae
Gene: lrp5
Product: low density lipoprotein receptor-related protein 5
Exons: 29
Coding region: 162-5066 (1634 amino acids)
Molecular function (GO): protein binding
Source: RefSeq, a predicted model, not a curated record